Molecule: messenger RNA, 1215 nt
Organism: Plasmopara halstedii
Lineage: Eukaryota; Oomycota; Peronosporomycetes; Peronosporales; Peronosporaceae
Product: protein
Exons: 4
Coding region: 1-1215 (404 amino acids)
Cellular component (GO): nucleus
Molecular function (GO): exonuclease activity; nucleic acid binding; metal ion binding
Source: RefSeq, a predicted model, not a curated record
AUGAGCAGUACCACCGCGUGCCGCUUCUUUCAAUCGCCUCAAGGCUGUUUUCGUGGAUCAUCGUGUACAUUUCGUCACGAUCAUGAAGUGCAUUCAAAUGACGUCUCGCUCAGUCUUGCGAAUCCGUACGUCAAUGGUACCAUCCCGACGUCCAAUCAGCCACAAACAUGUCACUUUUUCACGGCUGAUAGCGGCUGUCGCAACGGCAGCAACUGUCCAUUUGCUCACGUGAUAGUGAAAAGCGACAAUUUGAAAGCGCUCGAGCGUGUUACGCGCGAUGAGCUGGCAGUGUCUUCACUGCAGCCCAUGGCUGGCGUUACUGACCCUGUCUUUUAUGACCGUCCAGGACCUACGAUUCGAUCACAUCAUAGACAUGUGUCUUCUAUUAUAGUCACGAAUCCCAAUAAAAGGAAAUUGCAUAUACAAGCAAACCCGCAAAAAAAGGAGACGAUUAGUGAAAUUUUACCAGUCUUUACAAGGGACAUUGAAGGACCGUUUUUUGCAAUAGAUGUUGAAUGUGUUGCCACGGGUAAUGGCACGGAUGACCGUGAUGUAGCGCGAAUUGCUAUGGUGGAUGAAGAUGAAAAGGUGGUUUUUGAUCAAUACGUGAAACCUACAAAACCAAUUGUUAGCUACCUCACACAGCUUACAGGCAUUACUAAAAGCAAUUUGAAAGAUGCACCAGAAUUAAAAGAAGCUUUGAUUGGAUUGAAAAGAAUUUUGCCUGUAGAGAGUGUGAUCAUAGGACAAUCGAUAAAGAAAGAUCUAGAAUGGCUCACGCUACAAAAACCAAUGGAUUACAAGGACGAAUUUGACGUAGCCGAUUUGUUUCGACUUCCAGUGCAAGCUACAAAUGGUGUCGUACGCUAUCGAUACUUUUCACUACGACAUGUGGCUAAAUAUUUGCUAGGACACGACAUACAAGAGGCGGAUCAUAAUCCAGUUAUUGAUGCACGAUAUGCCAUGAAAAUAUUUAAUAAAUUUCGGCAUCUCCAUGAAAAUCCAAGUCGACGUGACGCCGUGUUGCAGACGCUUUUAAAAACACCACGUACACCGUCAUUUGCAGAUCGAUUUCCAGUCAUUGAUGGUGUCUCGAUGCGUGUACCGCGAAUGCGAAGCACGUCUCCUGUACUCGGACAUGUUGAUCAGGUUGCUUCUGAAAUUGCGCAGUAUCGUACUAGUCGCUCUCAACAUGGCCAGCCACCUUCUUUGUAA